CGGGCUACAUUAACCGGAAGUUGAAAGUAAUUCUCGCGGAAGUUCCGGUACCUUCAGCUCAAUGUGACUUUAUCGUAACAAUUCUGCAGAAAUAUCCGUUUUAAAAAAUGUUUCUCACCGCAGUGAACCUUGCCAAGAGCAAAUCCAAGACAGUGUUGGUGCAGAUGAUGAGCGCUGCAGGGACAGGUUACUGCUUCAACACUAAGAGAGGACGACUCCGAGAAAAACUGGUGUUGCGGAAACACGACCCUAUAGUGAACAAGCACGUCCUGUUCCUUGAGAAGAAAAAGAUUCGCUCUCUUUAAACAUGGACCUUUGUCUUGGUGGAUUUACACAUGCACUGUUUCAAAUAGCAAGUAGCUCAGAAGCAGCUAUGAGUAAGAGCACCGAUCUACACUCAACUCAUCCGACACAUCACCAUGAAGCAUGACAACAUGCAACAGUGGAUCCAGACCAACUGAGAUCAACAACACGACAGAGUGAGAAACACUGCUCUGGGAAGCAAUACUGCACUGGCUGAGCAUAUUGAUAUGUCUGUUAGUAGAUGUCUUUUUCAGGAUUUAAAAAAAUAAUUGUGUAAAAGUGAAUAAAAAAAAAUUAAAUAAAUAAAUAAAAAAUA
Molecule: messenger RNA, 619 nt
Organism: Hemibagrus wyckioides
Lineage: Eukaryota; Metazoa; Chordata; Actinopteri; Siluriformes; Bagridae
Gene: mrpl33
Product: mitochondrial ribosomal protein L33
Exons: 4
Coding region: 108-305 (65 amino acids)
Biological process (GO): translation
Cellular component (GO): ribosome; mitochondrion
Molecular function (GO): structural constituent of ribosome
Source: RefSeq, a predicted model, not a curated record